AUGGGUCUUUCAAAGCUUUUUAAGAAAAAGAACCCAAAAUCUCAGAACACCUCGGCCGUCCAAAAUGACCAGUCAACAAAACAGAUUCCUCUCUCAGACAUUGGCCCUGAACAACUCGGAAUUGUUGUUGCGAAUUCCACAAAUCCUGCCUAUCAGGAAGCGUGGAACCAACAUUGGAUGACACUCGACAAAAGCGAAUGGGAUGAUUGGAGUUUCAAAAGAAUUCCCUCUCCGUCACAAGUGCAAAAGACCAUUCAGGAUAUGGACAAGCUACAUCGCAAAAUGAACCCUAGCAGAAGAGUAGCAGAUCCAAUGUUGAGAUUCUUCAAGGCCAUUGAAACAGUGAUGGCCGGAGCUGUCAUCGGCAUUCAAGCAUAUCCGGAGGUCAGCUCUAUUGUUGUGGGUGUAGUUCGCGUCAUAAUCAAUGUUGCAAUGAAUUACUUCAAUUAUUAUGUAAAACUGAGCAAACUUUUAGAAGAGCUUGUGGACGAUAUAGAGGUGUUGGACAGGUACACCCGGGAUAACGCGAAGUCGCCCGAACUACAUGAGACUCUGGUCGCUCUUUACACAAACAUACUUGCCUUCUGUCGACAUGCACGCCGUGUUUUCUGUAUCCAGGACCAGGAACGAAGUCUAAGUAGCUUUGCUGUCUUGGUAAAAGUCCAGUGGGCGCCAUUUGAGGAGGAAUUUGGAGAGAUACGAUCAAACCUGAAUCGCUACACUGCUAAACUAGGCAGACUAACUGCAGUUAUCACGAUGAAUACGGCUUUAGACAUCAAGGAGGAGUUAAAGAACACUUCCUCGACUCAUGCACAAAAUGAGAGAAAGGAAUUCUUGGACUGGAUAUGUAAAGACAAGAUUGAAGAAAUCCACAACAUCGUUCGUAAACAGCGGCUAGCGGAUACUGGCUCAUUUAUUUUUAAAAACAAGGCGUAUUUGACAUGGGUUUCGGAACAAAACACGCGUCCUCUUUGGAUAUAUGGAGCAGCUGGAACCGGCAAAAGUGUCAUUGCUCAAGGCGGUGAUCAGAAUAAUUACACAGUGGCAUAUGUCUACAUUAAAGGAGAGGAUACCGAUUUGCGAAGUUCACCUGACCGAAUGGUCUCCAUGCUCAUCAAACAGCUUUGUUGGAAAUUGAAAACACUUCCAGAUGAAACUCUGCACUAUUACCGCCAAUGCAAGAAGGACGCCCGGCUUCCUGUGCUUGAUAAACUAACAGCUAUGUUUGUGGAAUGUGUAGGCUCUCUAAGCCACGCAUUUGUGAUUAUCGACGGACUCGAUGAAUGCGAAGAGAAAUUCCGAAAACCUAUUCUGGAUUUUGUUUGCGCAACAAGUCAACAAAGCAAUUCUAAAUUUCUCGUUACGAGCCGAUGGGAGUGGGAUAUUAAACGUGCCUUUUCCCGUAUAAAAUCUCUAGUCAUUCCCAACAUCACCUCUGAUCAAAAGGAUAUUGUUAAAGUUGUUAGACAUCGCGUGGAGAAAGAGCUAGGGCAUUUGAGCUCGGAUACUCAGGAAUUUAUCAUCCAACAACUGGUCGAGAAAUCGAAUGGAAUGGACGCAGUUGGCCUUGUGAAUGAGCACGAGAAGAUUAAGUAUGACGAAUCUGAGCUAACAGCCGUUACAAAAAAGCUUAUCAGGGUUACCAACUUCGGGUUGCAACGCGUGAGGCCUAUUCAUUUUUCUUUGAAGGAAUUCGUCGUGGAUUCGCAGUCGGGGCUGCCUCUGGAACUGCAGGAUAUGAUUCCUGACACCGAAACAGCAAAUGCUCGCAUGGCCAGUCCAAAUGCUCUCGAAAUCUUCGCAACAGUGCAAUGGGCUCCCUUUGAGAAGCAAUUUGGCCAGAUUCGGGAUAAUCUCCAACACCAAAUCGAGAAUCUGAAUAUAGUAUCCAACGCCGUAACUAUGAAGUCAGUGCUGAAGUUUGAAGAAUACAUGAACAAGAAACAGUCUCUCAAAGCACAGAACGAGAGACGAGAUUUUCUUGGCUGGAUAUGCAAGCAUGAUGUUGAAACCUUGCACGAUGAGGCCAGCAAUAAACGAUACAAAGACACCGGAUCAUGGCUGAUUGAGACCCAGGCCUUUAAAAGUUGGAUCAGCCAGGAAAAGGAGAAUAUCCUGUGGCUGAGUGGUCCUCCUGGCACAGGAAAGAGUAUUCUUGCCUCGGUAGCGAUAAAUCAUCUAAUCGAACGUAGCAAAAAUUCGAAAGACACUGUUAUAUAUGCUUACUUCAAGGGAGAAGACGCGAAUUCGCAAUAUUCGCCAACACAAAUGAUAUCCAGUCUGAUAAAACAACUAUGUUGGGCUCUUCCAGCACUCCCUGCGCCCGCCAUAGAAUUUUACAAUAAGUUCCUAAUGAACGGACGAAAACCGUCUUUCAAUGACCUGGAAUCUCUAUUCCUGAAAUGCUCAAAGCUUUUCGAACGUGUCUUUAUCGUUCUCGACGGCUUAGACGAAUGCGAGCAGAAACAUCGAAAGCUGAUACUCAGUUUCGUGCUUGAUCUUGGACGCCAGGACGAGAACGUGAGGGUUUUUGUAGCCAGCCGAAUCCUGAUUGAUAUAUUGCGUGCUUUUCGACGUCAAAAGGUUCUAAAAGUGAGCUCUAGGAAUAGUCUUGCGGAGGGCGAUAUUGCGAGACUAGUCAAACAUCGAGUAGCGACAGAGCUCAGUCAUAUUGAUCCAGAGGUACAAGAGCUUGUCAUCAACACAGUGACUGAAAAUUCUAAGGGAAUGUAUCUUUGGGUGGACCUCCAAUUGACUGAUAUUGCCCAAGUCCCUGAGGCCGACAUCAAAACGCAAUUAGACCACUUGCCUGCUGGGCUAGAAGAUACGAGCCUCGCGCAGACUUGUUUUCUGUGGGCAAUCAAUGCUAAAGUCAUUUUGAAUUCAGGCACCUUCGUUGAUGCGGUCUCCCUAGCACACAAGGCUGCGCUUCAUCAGACGAAACCAUACGACGCUCAUAUCCUCAACGAAAUCACUUUCGGCCUUCUCACAAUAAGUAAUCUUGUUUUUAUUCGGGUGAGAACCGUCCAUUUUUCGUUAAAGGAAUUCGUAAUCGAUCCAAACGCCAACCACCCAGACGACCUACGGGAUUUUCUCCCUGAUACAGAAACUGCAAAUGCUAAAAUGGCUAUCAUGUGCCUUCAGCAUCUUAUGAGUGAUACGGAACCACAAGAUUCUUUCCAUACAUGCCUCAUGUACUGUGCCAAAUAUUUUGACAGUCAUAUCCAGAGUCUCACCGCAAUCCCGGAGGAGCUGUGGAGGGUCCUCGACUACAUAUUCCUGGAACGUCCAGAGAUAUUAAAGCGGAUUUUGGCUUGGAGAUGCCCUUCACAAGGUUGGGAUUACCCGAACAUUGCAUGCAUGGGUAAUCCCAAAUAUGUUGACCCUGAUAUUUUCAUGCAAUGCACGAAACUGCAUGAGAUACCUGCCAUCUGGACUCGGUAUAGAAUUGCCGACAGAUCACUGCGAAACUAUCCAAUUGACAAUAUCUUUCUAGCCACAUUACAUGGUCUAGAUGACAUCCUUAAGAAGAUGAUCUCCCAAAGUGUUUAUAUAAACAAAGCGACAGCUGAUAGAUUCACGCCCCUUCAUCUCGCUAUAGGGCUAUCAGACGAUAGCGAACAAACUUAUUCCGCGGUGAAGAUCCUCCUUGACGCCGGUGCAGACUGGAAUUAUGAUGCUCGCCAUGUUCCCAGCGGGAAUCCGCGCGAAGACUAUCAAACCCCUCUGAAUGCGGCACUUUCGUAUCAAGUAUAUGCAGCAGUCAAAAUUAUUGUCAAGCAUGAAUCUUUCAAUCUUGCGGUUUACAUGAAGACGAUUCCUGCGAAGUGCGCGGAUUAUAUAAGGAUAUUGGUCGCGCAGGGUGCUGAUAUCAAUCUGCGAGACGAGUAUGGAGAUACUGCGCUUCGGAUAGCGAGGGAUGAUGGGAGGCAGGAUUGUGUGGAGAUAUUGGAGGAACUUGGUGCUGUAGAGUGA
Talaromyces amestolkiae is the source of this 3975-nucleotide messenger RNA. RefSeq lists its product as uncharacterized. The transcript has 14 exons. The record is from RefSeq and is a predicted model, not a curated record. Gene Ontology annotation, molecular function: protein binding. NCBI's taxonomy places the organism in Eukaryota, Fungi, Ascomycota, Eurotiomycetes, Eurotiales, Trichocomaceae. The coding region runs from base 1 to 3975 and encodes 1324 amino acids.